Melanotaenia boesemani (Boeseman's rainbowfish) is the source of this 2502-nucleotide messenger RNA. RefSeq lists its product as uncharacterized. The coding region runs from base 336 to 986 and encodes 216 amino acids. The record is from RefSeq and is a predicted model, not a curated record. NCBI's taxonomy places the organism in Eukaryota, Metazoa, Chordata, Actinopteri, Atheriniformes, Melanotaeniidae. The transcript is spliced from 4 exons.
UGCUGUGUGCCAUUCCCUCCCUCUCCUACACUUCCUCAAAGUGGCCAGAGCUCCUCUCUUUUCUCUUCUCCUCUACACAUCCUUCCACCAUUCGUUUCCUUUCCUCAGCCCGUCCAUCCUCACCUCCACAAGUUACGCGAAUCUUAGACUACUGUUUUCCAAACUUCCGCCAAAGACUUUAUAUUCACUCUUGACCUUUUUUGGGGAGGGGUCCAUCUUCCUCCAGUGUGUAUGUUCAGCAGCGUGUUUGAGGUCUCUAGUGUUGCGCUCUUUGCCCUGAGGGAAUCCUUAAAGCUUCUGACAGGAGAGAAGAUUGGAGAAGAGUUUUCACCACAAUGAAUGUUCAGCUGCUGCUCCUGUUGGCCCUGGUUGGCCCAUUCUGUGUCUUCACAAGUGCAAGUCCCACAGUACUUCCAACAGAAGCUGAUGCUGCUGAGCCAGGUGUGGAAAUUGCCACUGAAGCUCCUGAAGCUGCAGAACCAACCACUGCUAAAGUUAUCACCGGUUCUUCUCCAACUGAACUCCAACCUGCCCCUGAAGUCAUUGCAGUCACAGCCGCACCCGUCGUUAUUACUGAAGCACCUGAAGUUGAGACCGAGGUCCCUGCUGCUACUGCCCUUGACACUGCAGCUCCCACUGUCGAGACUGAAGCACCAACUGUUGAGACUGAAGCCCCUGUUGUCAAGACUGAAGCCUCUGCUGUCGAGACUGAAGCCCCUGUUGUUGAGACUGAGGCUCCUGCUGUGGACACUGCAGCACCAGCUAAAGAGACUACAGCUCCCGUUGAUCCAGUAGAAACCGAGGUCCUAACCGAGGAGACAAGAAACACAGAGGGUCAAGAACAUGUGAUUGUUGAAAAUGAUGUAGAAGAGGGCCUGAGCUCUGGCCAGGUAGUCGGCAUUGUGAUUGGCGCCCUGUUGGCAGUGAUCAUCGUCAUCGCCGUGGUGAUUGCAGUAGUGAGAAGGAUGGGAAAAUACUCCCCUUAAAGAAAAAGUCGACCAAGCAGCAGGAGCGAGCUAAGUUCUGGAAAUUCUGAACUACUGAACUGUGACGUCAAUUUUGAUCAUUAAAACAAGCACGAUACCAGAACUAAACUAAUCUAACCAGGACUCUGAACUGAUGCCAAACAAAGAGGUGGAGGAAAAUUUGUGUGUGUUAAUGUAUAUACUGCAUGUACUGUAUGUGAGACAAGAGGGGUACAUGAGCCAACAUCCUCACACCCCCUGCUACCUCCCUGAUCAAGAGGAGCUGCUGAUCUAUUAUCCCUUAUUCCCUUGAAGAAAACAAAACAAGGUGAAAGGAGGAUGUUGCAAGGAAUUAUAGGGCUUUUCAAACGCAUUUAGUUAAAUUAAAAGAGAAAAAGCAGAUUAUCUGACUUCUGUGGGGAGGGGGGGGUCUCCUUUGAAGUGGUGAAAUGACUGAUUUUAAUGUUGAAGUUGGACAAAAGAGCGUAUAAAUGGAGAAUACUGACAAAGCAAAAAAAGAAAAAAAAGGCUCAAAUACACACAUGAAGGGUGGGGUUAGGAAGCAGGAAAUACUGCUACAAAUUCCACAGGAUGUAUGUAUAUACAAUGCAAGGGCACUACAUAGUAUACAGCUGAUGAUUUUUUUUUUCAUUUGUUGCAGUUGCAUAGGCUAGCAUUUGAUAUUAUGGAAUUCUGUAGUAUGUACAGGCAACCGUAGGCUAUUGUUGCAGCUUAAACACCCCUGAGCACCAGAUCAAAUACUUUCUCAUGCAACCAGAAUACCUGACAUGUUGGCCAACUGUAUGAAGCACAGUGUGCAGAAGUUGUUCCGGCUAUACUCGUGCGCUCUGAGAGGCCAUAAGAAAAGAAAAGGCACCCUCAUUGCAAUAGUAACGUGACAUUCUGCCCACCUUAACACUGACAUAUAAACACCUAAUACAUAUCUGUGAAAUUUAGCAGAAGGGUUUGUGCCACUGUCCCUGGUAUUCUCUUGCUAGCUAGGAGGAUUUGUAACUUUUGAAGUGCAUUAUUAAUGUGACUUUUUCUUUCUUUUGUAACUGCCACCCAUUCCAAAGACAACUACUUGGAUGACUUCUGGCUCUCAAAGUGCCAGUGGUUGUUAGACAUAAUAACAGCAUUGUUUUGACAAUGUAUUCCUAGUUCUUCUGUAAAUUGUUACCAGAACAGCCAUCCAGUGUUUAACCCCAGAUUACAUUUUAUAGCUGCACCUAAUCUUAGUGCAGUAUUUUGUUGUUUUUGCUUUUGUAAGUGUGCUAAAUGGGUGUACAAAUAAUAAAGUCUCAGCUUACCCCUGCUUGCUUUAUAAAGUUAUUUAAUAUGUGCACUGAAUGAAUGAUGUAAUAGGCUUUAGACACUGCAAAUGUUUGCAACGACAUGCUUGAUCCCUCCCUACUGCUUUGCCAUAUCAUACUAGCCCUAGGUCUUUCAGUUGUGCCAUCUGAUUCAUUCAAACCUUUUAUUUAAUUGCAGUGUUUUUGUUCAUACUGUUUCAAUAAAAAGAAAAUGAAAACACAAA